Molecule: messenger RNA, 1061 nt
Organism: Bursaphelenchus xylophilus (pine wood nematode)
Lineage: Eukaryota; Metazoa; Nematoda; Chromadorea; Rhabditida; Aphelenchoididae
Source: the annotation of a GenBank genome assembly
AUGGUUAUGAGGCAGAUUCGAUGGGAUAAAGAUUCGUAUCUUUCAAAGCUCCGUCUAGUAGGCAUUCUACUCUAUCCUACCGAAGAAAUAACGGCAUAAUUCCAGGGAAAAGGAUCGAAAGAAGUUGUGGUUUUCGGGAACAGUCUGGCAAGAGAUCUCCAAUAUGGAGUUAGCACAAUCUUCAACGACGUCAUUGGCAAUUUAUCGGUUAUUGCCGCGGGCCACUGCUCUCCGUACAUGGCCAAAUAUGCGCAAAAAACGCUUUUCUGUGACGAAAAAUGUCUAAAACACUGCUUUGAUUAUGAGCGACAGAUUCUCAACAUCUUGAAGGAAUGGCCAACGCCAAUAGAUAUUAUAAUUGUUCAGCAUUCGUAAGUCAAAAUAAUCAUAUUUAUACGCAGUUGUAUCUCGAAACAGUCUGUAUAUUUUUAUUUUAGAUACGGCGAGUUCAAGAGAUUACCGUACAAUCCCAACGAUGAGCCACAACAAAUUAUUCAGAACUUUUAUUCGCAAUUAGAAAGCAUCGCAAGAGAAGCAGUAAUCCUUCCGUAUGCUGAAGUGUGGGCCCCAUCCGAGUUUACAGUUUACAUGAAACGACUAGCUUUUCUAGAUGGAGUAAUUUCUAGCUCCGACAAGGUAGGUUUGAAAUACUAUCAGUCUGUCGGGAAAAUAACGAGCGCAACGUCGCAUUAAAAAUCGCAUCGUUGUCGAGAAAAUGAACUGUGUCGCGACAGAAUCGAAUUACCUUUCAAUUCGCGCAGCGACCUUGUGCUGAUUAUUUUCCCGACAGACUAUUACGAGUUUCUUAACUCCUCUUAUUUUAGCGUCAGAGAAACGAAACAGAAAUUAUAAACAAGAGAAUAGAGGAUAUCAAAUGCCGGAAAUGUAUUAAAAUCGAUUAUUCAAAAUUAGUUUGCCACAAAAAUGGAAGAUGCAAUUUCUCAAGUCCAAACGGAACGCUGUAUUAUGUUGAUCAUUUGCACACGACAAUGUAUCAUAGUCUCACUUACGCAGAAAGAAUUCGGCAACGAUAUGACGAAUUUUUAAUGAAUAAUGAGUAA